Molecule: messenger RNA, 1726 nt
Organism: Meloidogyne enterolobii
Lineage: Eukaryota; Metazoa; Nematoda; Chromadorea; Rhabditida; Meloidogynidae
Source: the annotation of a GenBank genome assembly
UUUUCAACAUCCAUCAGAGGCUCAUAAUAACGGAAAAAUUCAAGUAAAGCAAGAAGUCGAUUUCUCAUCAUUGACUGAAGAGGUCCUUACGAAAGAGAAAACAGGAGAAUGUUCUACUGAUAUUCAUUUUCAAAAUGAUUCGAAUUUAAACGAAGAACAAGCACUUUCACAACCAAUGGAGAUGCUUUGGUCUAACAUUUUGAAUAAUCAUUCCAUUCGCUUAUUUUCUACUGACAAUUACAAUGGCAAUUACGAAGAUCAAUUAGAUGAGGAUGCAUUUGAAGCCCCAGCUGGCGAUGCUGAUGAGGAUGUAACAAAACAUUUGGAUGACUCUAUCAUCAAUUCUGUCGUCGAGAAAGUUGCGGGCCGAUUCUCUGAGUAUAUUGAUUCAAAAUUCGAUUCGAUCAAUGAGACACUUAAAAAACUCACCAAAAGUGUUGAUGAUUUGAAGAAUUCAGUUGGUUCUAUUACAAAAGCACAACAACCCAUUCAAAAUCAUUGUCGAACUUCAGCACAAUCGCAGUUUAAUUUAGAACCAUUUGGCAAACAUCUUGCUGAAUCUUCAAGAUUAUCAACAAUUUCCCGUUCAUUAUUAAGACAAAGACUUUCGCAGCAGCAUCGCAAUUUUUCGUCUCCAACAACUUCUCAAAGUUCGAAUCAAACGAGAAUACAAAAUUCGAAUAGACGAUUUCAACUAAAUUUGCAUCCACAGAAUUCGCUAACUGAUAGUCCUCAACAACAUCAUGUAAACAAUUCUGAAAAAGAUAUUAUUACUGGACUUUCUAACAAUUCAAAACAACAUUCAACGGAUUUAACUUGUGCUAGAGAGCAAAUGCCUUCCCAAUUAAAUACUUCUUUGAAAGAUGGGUUAAAGAUGUCUAAUGACUUAUUUUCGCAGGAUCCUGGCAAAUCUCCGACAAAUUUUAAUCCAAUUAAGUUUUUAAACAAUCCAAUAAAAACAGCUCGAAAAUCGAGACAUGCAUACAGACAACGACGCCGGGAGCUGUCUUAUAAAUUUAUGAAAGAAGUUGGGAUGAUGUUGACGAUAAACGGAUGUAAAAAGUCAAUAUUUCAUUGGCGAGCUAGCGAAAUUUUCUCAGCCUGUCAAACAAAAUGUCGAGAACUUGUUGAAGCGGGAAAGCAUGUGAUGUACCGGGGUAUCGAUGUAACAGAAAAAAUCUACCGCGUUGACUGCUCGAGAGACUUGGUGAAUGGUCGACGAUGUGGUCAAAUGAUAGCAGAUUCUCUCUGGCCGCGUGGAUAUUUUCAACGAAAAAUGUUGCUGCCCAUCCUUAAAGGCGUUAAUCACAGGAGUAAGAAACGUGUGAAUGGCGUAGCAAGAAGUCCCGUUGCUGACGAUCAAUUUGAAACAUUUAAAGUAGCGUUAUUAUUACUUGGUGGGUUUCUGAUGGACGAAACAGACAGGUACAAAUGGAUGGAAACAGCACGAGAAGGUGUAAAUCAAAGAGGCUUGGACGAAUUAGCCAAUUCUAAGAGAGCGCAUUAUGAGUAUGACGGUGGUCCUUUAUUUAUAAAUGACGUAGAUAAUAAUGAAUAUGUAAACGAAACAAUGGAUGGAGCAUCAGAAGGUGAAAGAAUAAAUGAAGUUGUUAUUCUAGAAGAUGAAGACUGUGUGGAAAUGGAAACAUCUAAAUCAUUCUCAGAAUUAUCGGCAAAUCUUGAAUUUUUAAAAGAUUAUGAAACUUCAACCGUAAACAAAAUUUAA